GCUCUGCACAUCAGCAGCCGCAGCAGCAGCAGCAGCAGCAAGGCUCCACUGUCUCAAGCAGACAGGCAGAGACAGCACGUCCGCCCGCAGAGACCGCAUUAGUAUCCCCGCCGAAUCUCCCAGCAGCCACAUUUCGGUCUUCUCCAAAUGGAUGUAUAAACUGCCGACACCUUUUUUUGUGACAAAGGGGCUGUUUUUCGUAGCUGCUUUAAACGUAUCAAACAGCCCGAGUUGCCCCCCCCCCCCCCUCUUUUUUUUAGGUAACUGUUUUAUCUCGACAGCACAGAGGGAGCCGCUCUUCCCCCAUCGUUAGCUCGUUAAGCUAGCCACUCUGCUAACUUAGCUGUGGUACUUUGAACCGUCAGUUUUCGGCUUCGCAGCUAGCCUGCGGUAUUUGACGCCCCGGUGACCAUUUGAGGCGACUCCGUCACUUUCAGAAGCAUGUGUAAGUGACGAGCACAAGAAGUGGGAUCUCUGAGGCCCCGCCCCCCUGCUGGUGGAGGAUCCUACACAUCUAUCCAGAGACCCCGUCAUUCACCUCAAAAGGAUGCGAAGGUUUGCCUACUGCAAGGUGGUUUUAGCCACUUCCCUGGUCUGGGUGAUGCUGGACAUGUUCAUUCUGCUCUACUUCAGCGAGUGCAACAAGUGUGACGACAAGAAGGAAAGAGGACUGCCUGGGAGAGCCGACUCCCUGUCCAGACCGCGAGACGGACCUGGUGAAGGUGGGAAGCCAGUGGUCAUCCCUAAAGAGAACCAGGAGAAGAUGAAGGAAAUGUUUAAAAUCAACCAGUUCAACCUAAUGGCUUCUGAAAUGAUUGCUCUGAAUCGUUCGCUGCCUGACGUCCGUUUGGAGGGGUGCAAGAACAAGCUAUACCCUGAUGAUCUUCCCCGCACCAGUGUGGUGAUUGUCUUUCAUAACGAGGCUUGGAGCACACUGCUGCGAACCGUCCACUCCGUUAUUGACCGUUCACCACGCUCGCUGCUGGAAGAGAUUGUCCUUGUUGACGAUGCCAGUGAGAGAGACUUUCUGAAACGCCAGUUGGAGCAGUAUGUCAGAAGGUUAGAAGUUCCUGUCAGAGUGGUGAGGAUGGAGCAGCGGUCCGGACUCAUCCGUGCUCGCCUCAAAGGAGCAUCUAUUUCCACUGGCCAAGUCAUAACCUUUCUGGAUGCUCAUUGUGAAUGCACCCUGGGGUGGCUGGAGCCUCUGCUAACUCGCAUCAAACAAGACAAGAGAACAGUGGUGUGUCCCAUCAUUGAUGUAAUCAGCGACGAUACGUUUGAGUAUAUGGCGGGAUCCGACAUGACAUAUGGAGGCUUCAACUGGAAGCUCAACUUCCGCUGGUAUCCUGUGCCUCAGAGAGAGAUGGACCGCCGUAAAGGAGACCGCACAAUUCCUGUCAGGACUCCCACCAUGGCAGGAGGCUUGUUCUCUAUAGACAGAGAUUAUUUCCAGGAGAUCGGCACUUAUGACGCAGGCAUGGACAUCUGGGGUGGAGAGAACCUGGAAAUCUCUUUCAGAAUCUGGCAGUGUGGGGGGACCCUGGAGAUUGUCACCUGCUCUCACGUGGGUCACGUGUUCAGAAAGGCAACACCCUACACGUUUCCUGGAGGAACGGGACAGAUCAUCAACAAAAACAACCGGCGCUUGGCAGAAGUAUGGAUGGAUGAGUUUAAAAACUUCUUCUACAUCAUCUCUCCCGGUGUGACCAAGGUGGACUACGGUGACAUUUCCACUCGCACGUCUCUGAGACAAAAACUCCAGUGUAAACCCUUCAGCUGGUACUUGGAGAACAUCUAUCCGGAUUCCCAGAUCCCGAGGCACUACUAUUCCCUAGGAGAGAUCCGUAACGUGGAGACAAACCAGUGUCUGGACAACAUGGCCCGCAAGGAAAAUGAGAAGGUUGGCAUUUUCAACUGCCACGGCAUGGGAGGCAACCAGGUCUUCUCCUACACGGCUAACAAGGAAAUCAGGACAGACGACUUGUGUUUAGAUGUGUCCAAGCUGAAUGGACCUGUCAUGAUGCUCAAGUGCCAUCACCUUAAAGGCAACCAGCUCUGGGAGUACGAUCCUGUGAAGCUGACUCUGGUCCACGUCAACAGUAACCAGUGUCUGGACAAAGCCAGCGAGGAGGACAGCCAGGUGCCCAGCGUCAGAGACUGCACACACGUGCGCUCCCAACAGUGGCUGCUCCGCAACGUCACGCUACCAGAGGUCUUCUGACCGCACUGCGCACACUGUUGAGGCCACACACUGCGGCCCGGACAAAAACCACCAGGGGAACGGCCGUGUUUAUUGAGUUGUGGCCCCAGGAAAAAAAAAAAGAGACUUCUCACGAAGAGAUCCAGGAGCAGAGGAGGAUGGAUUGGAUGGUACUACCUCUGCUAGAAAUCAGGGGGAGGUGUGUGUUCAAGCCUCCUCAGAGUGAACAGAGAGGAAAGACUCACUCUAAAUAAGUCAUGGCUGUUUUACAUUUCUUACUUUUUUUUUUUACUUUUUUUUUUUUUUAAAUGAGAUAUCAACCGCAGAGAGCAAGCAGCUCCUGUGUGUAAGAACAAGACUGAACGCUGGAGUCCAGGAUCUGCUCUCCCAACUUCCCUGAAAGAAGCAGUCCAGCCCUCAGCUCAUUACCUAACGUUUACUGACUGCCUCCUAUCAGUGUGUGCACUUAACUGUGUGUGUGUUUUAGGACCCUGUGCUCUGAGAUGAAUGUAUGCCUUGAAGGGGGGACUGAAUCCCUUGUUGACUUCCUUUUUUUUUUUUUUCCUUUAAUUUAAUUUUGUAAUGCGCUAUGAUAAAGUGCGCGUGCACACGUGUGUCAGAAUCCCUCCUACCGUCUCCGCAGCGGUGUCUGUCUCCCUCUGGUGUUACUCUGCGGCAUCUCAUCGUAUGGAUUGAGACCUCCACACUGUGGAUUUUCAAAGGGGGAGAGCCCAUUCAAAAAAGAGACAAACUAAAGACCCGAUGUCUGCCAUCAGCAGAUAUCCAGAGAUAUAGAAACACGAUGUUUGUGCUAUCUUGAGAUUUCUAUGUCCAGUUUUUUUACAUGGCUUGUCUGUUUCUACUGUAAUCUUAGAUCAUCUGUCUCUCUGUCGUCUUUAAAGAUGUUGAAAAACACACCCAGAGGUCACGGUCGCUGGAUUCACAUUUGGAAAAGAGCUAACAUGGUUCAUAUUUUAGUUUUGUUUUCAGCACAUUAUCUUCUCUGUGACCUCUUUCAAGGAAAGGGCUUACUUUCCUCCAGUGGAGUGUGAGUGCAUGUGUUCAGGUGUGAAUGUGUGUUUCUUUUUUUUUAACUAAUCAUCCUCCUUGUUCAUCAGAUUCUAGAGCUUGUAGACUAAACUGGCAGAAAAUCCACGUAUCUCUGCUUCCGCUGCUGAACAAAAACAGUUGUUAUCUCCUGGUAGAAAGCAGCUUCCAUCUUUGGAUGUCAAAGUAACUUGGAUGUUUUGGGUGAAUAAUCAGAAACAAAACAAUACAUGUUGAGACUGAGGAGGUUGAAGCAGUCCACUGUGGAUUAGACAGGACAGAUUACAUAUCUUAAUAGCUGCAUAUCUCUUUUUUUUCCAAGCUGGCCUGCAGUCAUUUGAGUGUCAGUAUCUCAGUAAAGACAACAGACUUCUCAUUUCCAAUGUGUGUGAGUGUGUUUGAGUGUGUAUGUCCUCAUUGUCAGAGCACAAGAAGUGCAGUCAUUAGGGUCUGAAACAUUUCAGCCUCCUCCAGUGGAGGAAGGCUUUUCACGAGGAUGUGGGCCCGUCUUCGCGGUGCACAAGGCAGCGAUGGAGAACAGGUCCGUCUCGUCCGAGCGGACAAGUUUUUGACUCGGACACAGACGGAGCGUUCUCCUGCUCUGAUGUGGAGGGUUGUUGAAAGUAUCUGGCAUGUCCUGGCUUCCACAAUGAGUGAAUCCAAAUGUAGAAAAAUAAAAGCUACAAGGUUUACAGAAGA
Oryzias latipes (Japanese medaka) is the source of this 3946-nucleotide messenger RNA. The record is from RefSeq and is a predicted model, not a curated record. NCBI's taxonomy places the organism in Eukaryota, Metazoa, Chordata, Actinopteri, Beloniformes, Adrianichthyidae.